AAUACACCAACAAUUCCAAAGAAGAAGAAGGAGCUCCACCCCCUUUGUUAUUCAACAUGGCGGUGUCCCGAUUACCACCAGCGGCUCUGAGUCUCAAACAGUUUUUGCAGAGACAGAAGGUUCUGGGGGUUUACAGAGACCUGCUCCGAUCCAUCCGCAAAAUACCGAUCGAGUCUGAUCGCAGAUACUUGAGAGACUGGGCCAGAGAAGAGUUCAAGCGGAACAAGAGUGAAACAGACCAGGAUGUGAUUCGCAUGAUGAUCACUCAAGCGCACAAUCAUCUGGAGGAUUUGAGAAGAUCUCUCGCGUUGGCUGGAUGCUAGAACGUCGACGUGUUCACCAUUUAUUAAAAGGAUAGUUCAGCCAGAAAUUACAAUUGUCAUCAGUCACCCUAAUGUCGUUUCAGACACACAAAACUUUCAUUCAUCUGACUUUUCAUUCAUCGAA
Molecule: messenger RNA, 447 nt
Organism: Sinocyclocheilus anshuiensis
Lineage: Eukaryota; Metazoa; Chordata; Actinopteri; Cypriniformes; Cyprinidae
Gene: lyrm2
Product: LYR motif containing 2
Exons: 3
Coding region: 57-323 (88 amino acids)
Cellular component (GO): mitochondrion
Source: RefSeq, a predicted model, not a curated record